AUGCCGCUGUAGCCAUUCACCCUGCAGUCCCGUAUUGCUGGAGUGAACAUGGCGGCGUUACGUGUUGUUGUAGCUUUAAGCGGUGGCCGGGCUGCUCGGCAUGUGUUGAAGUGUCCUCUGGGUAGCAUGCGAGCCCCGGUCAGAACGGCUGCACACUUCACCUUCCAACCGGACCCGGAACCUACCGAGUAUGGAGCAACACAGAAGAUGAAUCUCUUUCAGUCCAUACAGAAUGCUUUAGAUAAUACACUGGCAAAGGAUCCAACCGCAGUAAUAUUUGGAGAGGAUGUUGCUUUUGGAGGCGUCUUUCGAUGUACUGUUGGGCUGCGAGAUAAAUAUGGUAAAGACAGAGUUUUUAACACACCCUUGUGUGAACAGGGUAUUGUUGGAUUUGGCAUUGGUGUCGCAGUUACUGGCGCAACCUCUAUUGCAGAGAUCCAGUUUGCAGACUACAUAUUUCCAGCAUUCGAUCAGAUUGUAAAUGAAGCUGCGAAGUACCGGUACCGAUCGGGCGAUCUGUUUAACUGUGGCAGUCUGACGAUCAGAGCUCCGUGGGGCUGCGUGGGGCAUGGCGCAUUAUACCAUUCCCAAAGUCCUGAAGCAUUCUUUGCUCACUGCCCUGGGAUAAAGGUGGUUGUUCCUAGAAGUCCAGUUCAGGCAAAAGGAUUACUGCUCUCUUGUAUAGAAGAUAAAAACCCAUGCAUUUUCUUUGAACCCAAGAUACUAUAUAGAGCAGCAGUGGAACAGGUCCCUGUAGAGCCUUAUUACCUUCCAUUAUCUCAGGCCGAGAUCCUGCAGGAAGGAAGCGAUGUUACUCUGCUUUCCUGGGGUACACAGGUUCAUGUUAUACGUGAAGUUGCAAGUAUGGCACAAGAAAAGCUUGGCUUGUCCUGUGAAGUGAUCGAUUUGAGAACUAUUUUGCCAUGGGACAUAGAAACAGUUUGCAAGUCUGUGACGAAGACCGGACGAUUAUUAAUCAGUCAUGAAGCUCCGGUGACAGGAGGCUUCGCAUCUGAAAUUAGUUCUACUGUACAAGAAGAGUGCUUCUUGAAUCUUGAAGCUCCAAUAGCCAGAGUCUGUGGCUAUGACACCCCAUUCCCUCACAUUUUCGAACCUUUCUAUAUUCCUGACAAGUGGAAAUGCUUUGACGCACUACGAAAAAUGAUAAACUACUGAUUGGGGGAUGGUUUUCUAAAACUUAAAAGCACAUGAAGAC
This is a messenger RNA of Spea bombifrons (plains spadefoot toad), 1216 nucleotides long. It is a transcript of the gene BCKDHB, whose product is annotated as branched chain keto acid dehydrogenase E1 subunit beta. Gene Ontology annotation, molecular function: catalytic activity. The record is from RefSeq and is a predicted model, not a curated record. Gene Ontology annotation, biological process: branched-chain amino acid catabolic process; response to nutrient. The transcript has 11 exons. NCBI's taxonomy places the organism in Eukaryota, Metazoa, Chordata, Amphibia, Anura, Pelobatidae. Bases 49 to 1176 code for a protein of 375 amino acids.